Molecule: messenger RNA, 2291 nt
Organism: Numida meleagris (helmeted guineafowl)
Lineage: Eukaryota; Metazoa; Chordata; Aves; Galliformes; Numididae
Gene: TMEM139
Product: transmembrane protein 139
Exons: 4
Coding region: 307-963 (218 amino acids)
Source: RefSeq, a predicted model, not a curated record
AUUUCAGGGCAGAGUUUCUCUCAUGAAAGUACAGCAGACCAAACACAGGUAAGCACUCCCCCACCGUUCACUCCGCCCUCUUUUCUAAUGAAUUUCCUGCUUUUGUGGCACAGAUCUGGAAGAGCUGGAAAAGAGCAGAAGGUCAGAAGGGGAAGGAGCAGGGACAGAAGAGCUUGCAUAUAUUUCCUUGUGAUGAAGAGAGAAGUUAAAACAUGACUGUUACAACCUACCAAAUUUUCCCUCAGAUGUCUAUCUCCUUAACUUCUUAUCUGUUCUCAAAUAUCUGCCACCACCAUCCACCAUACCAUGUGGUUAGAAGCACACUGGAAGAACAUCCGUCAAGCCCUGUUGCUUCUCUUCACUGCUGCUCUUCUCAUUGGGGUCACCAUGCUAGCCAUUUCAUCCAACAUUAAUCCAGUAGGCUACUUCUUCCUAGGGGUAGGUGGAGUGUGCCUGACUGGCUAUUUGCUGAGUGUCUUUGUUGAGUGUUACCUGAAGAAUCAGCAUCGACGUGACACAAAUGAGAUACCUCCAAACAGUCAAAGCCAAGAAGGGAUGAAUGCUGCCUAUGAAGCACCUGCAUACGAGGACGUGGUGACUAUGUCAGUACCAGCAAUAUGGACAAUAGCAUCCAAUCCAGGCUUAGUGCCCUCACCACUGACCGAACCUCCCCCUUACAAUGUAGUUAUUGAAUCAACUGCCCGAGGAGAGACUGCUGUGGUAAUUCCUGGGGUCUCAGUGGCAUCAGACACAAGGAGCACCUCUGAGACAGACAGAGACUCCAGGAUGCACUUGCAACUGGUUCUGCCCCCAAGUCAGCAGUGCUUUGUUUCAGACAUCAAUGAAAUGAAAGGUAAUGCAGAUGGGUUUGAGCCACUGGAGCCACUCACUCCACCACCUGCUUAUGAGAGUGCCAUCAAUGAUGAGGUCUUUGAAGAUGUUUUCCAGCCCUCCAUAUUAUGAUUAAUUCCACUUUCUAUGAAUGCAUGAAUUCACCUUGAUACACUAAGUUUGUCUUUCCAUUCUUUGAAGCAAAGCUGAACUAGCACCUAAUUUCACUGGAACCUUUUUGCACGAAAUAUAACUCACUGCAAUACCACAAUGCCUCAUCUUGGCACAAGAUAAGCAACGCCACUGAGAAGAACAUUGUGUGAUAUACAGCAGCAACUCAAACUGGAAAUGAACCUUCUGGGGGAAGGAAAGUGAAUCGUAAAGAAAGACAACCUGCCUCGGAAAGGAGAGGAACAGAAACAGUACUAAGUAGGUUUUGCUGUGCAUUACAAACAGCAGCAUCACAGAGCACUGAGAUCAUCAACCACUCUUUCUUACUAAGAGACUGAGACUGCAGUUCCACAAUUAUAAAAGUUCUGGCACAACACACAUUUACUCUCUGUGCUGUUCACUGCCACCCCUCUGCUGCACUCCCACCAUUGCUUUAGUUGUGCCGUGGCUAAGAGGGUGGCUGUGCUCAUAUGGAAGUUAGCACCACCUAGUACCUACCAAUUCACUGCUAACCAGCUUGAGGUUGAAAAGCUCACAGUAGGAAUGGCAUUACAAAAUUACAGAUGCUCUUCAGAAGGUUCUUAUCCCACAUAGCCUCCAGUCUGUGGACUGGAGGAAGACAAUAGCAUUUUUUUCCCCCUCUGAGAGAGGGCAGCAAUGGAACAUAUACAUAUCCUCUGUCUGGACCACCAAUUUUUUAUGGCUCUACAGAAGAAUUUAUUUAUGUUACAGUGCAGGCUCAAAAAGAUUGUUCAAGAUACUUCAUUGUCAUCAGAGCACACAUUAGUGUAAAAAGGUCAACAACUCGAGUUCAUUGUAACAAACCCAUGCGUGGAGGUUUCUCUCCAGAACGUGGAAAGGACCAGCCUCUCUGUCAAGGAUGUGACUGCAGCAGAGAGCACUUACAAAUAGGAGUCACAAAGCACAGAUGGCCUUCACCAAGACAGCUCUCAUUUUGAGCCAGGUUUGAGCUCUCAUCAAUUAGCAGUGCUAAACAGUGUUUUAAAAUGAGCUGGUUAAACUAUAAGGAUCUGCAGCACUAAAGUGGUUUGCAGUAUGCAAAGAGACACUCAGAUCUGAUGAAUGUCUGAGUUUCUAAAAAACAGAGAAAAACGGUCAUCCAAAUCUCCUUAUGAUUGAGAAUAACCAUCAUCACAGCAUAGUUUCCUAUGACUUCAUUUUUAACUCAUAUAAUAAGCUAAAAGCAAAUAAAUUAUUUCUUAUUGCUUGAUUCUUUAUAGUUGAAAAAGUUGUAUGUUGUUUAUAAAUAAACAGGAAUACAUCAGAAA